This is a messenger RNA of Lemur catta (Ring-tailed lemur), 3534 nucleotides long. It is a transcript of the gene MTRF1L, whose product is annotated as mitochondrial translation release factor 1 like. Gene Ontology annotation, molecular function: translation release factor activity. Bases 93 to 1235 code for a protein of 380 amino acids. The transcript has 7 exons. Gene Ontology annotation, biological process: translational termination. The record is from RefSeq and is a predicted model, not a curated record. NCBI's taxonomy places the organism in Eukaryota, Metazoa, Chordata, Mammalia, Primates, Lemuridae.
UCGUACUUAGUUCCGAGUUCUGUGUGGUGUCGCGAGACCUGCUCUGUCCGGAACUUCCUGUCCUGGUCGUCCUGCGCGAUCUCAGAGUAGCGAUGCGGCCCAGGCUGCUGUGGGUUGCGGCCCGGUGCUUCCGGGCACGCCCGACUGUGGGGCCGGCCCGCAGGCUUCUCAGCUGCGGUAGCCCGCCGCUGGAAGAACUGUUCUCCAGCGGCGGGCCUUUGCGGACCUUCCUAGAGCGCCAGGCAGGGUCUGAAGCCCAAUUGCAGGUCAGGAGGCCUGAGUUGGUGGCGGUGGCCAAACGGCUGAGCGAGAAGGAGCAGGAGCUGCGGGAGACUGAGCAACUACUGCACGAUAAGAACGAAGAUUUAAGGAAACUUGCAGAAAAUGAAAUAACUCUGUGUCAAAAAGAAAUAACUCAGUUGAAGCAUCAGAUUAUCUUACUUUUGGUUCCCUCAGAAGAAACAGAUGAAAAUGAUUUGAUCCUGGAGGUGACUGCAGGAGUUGGGGGUCAAGAGGCAAUGUUGUUUACUUCAGAGAUAUUUGAAAUGUAUCAGCAAUAUGCUGCUUUUAAAAGAUGGCAUUUUGAAACCCUGGAAUAUUUUCCAAGUGAAAUAGGUGGCCUUAGACAUGCAUCUGCCAGCAUUGGGGGUUCAGAAGCCUAUAAGCAUAUGAAAUUUGAAGGAGGUGUGCACAGAGUACAAAGAGUACCAAAGACAGAGAAGCAAGGCCGCAUCCAUACUAGCACCAUGACUGUGGCAAUAUUACCCCAGCCUACUGAGAUUAAUCUGGUGAUUAAUCCUAAAGAUUUGAGAAUUGACACUAAGCGAGCCAGUGGAGCUGGGGGGCAGCAUGUAAACACCACAGACAGUGCUGUCCGGAUAGUUCACCUUCCAACAGGUGUUGUUUCUGAAUGCCAACAAGAGAGAUCUCAACUGAAAAAUAGAGAGAUGGCUAUGAAAAAGUUACGUGCAAAACUGUACAGCAUGCAUCUAGAAGAAGAAACAAGUAAAAGAUACAAUGCUAGAAAGAUUCAGGUUGGAAAUAAAGGAAGGUCAGAGAAAAUAAGAACAUACAAUUUUCCACAGAACCGGGUCACAGAUCACAGAAUAAACAAGUCACUACAUGAUCUUGAAACUUUUAUGCAAGGAGAUUAUUUACUGGAUGAACUUGUACAGUCAUUGAAGGACUAUGCUGAUUAUGAAUCUUUAGUAGAAAUUAUUUCCCAAAAAGUUUGAGUAGAUUUGUUAUUAAAGACUUUAUAGCUUAGAAAAAUUCUACUAGAGCAAGUCAUAUCAUAUGCAAAUUCUCACCAGUAUUGUUGUGAAAAACAAGAAUUAACACAGUUGGAAGUAAUAUGCAUAUUCUCAAGACAGAUAAUUUACAUAAAUACUUCUUAAUGCAUUAGUAAAAAACAUACAAUAUACAGAUCUUCUUUCAUUUACAAUGGAGCUACUUCCCAAUAAAUCCAUCAUAAGUCAAAAAUAUCUUAAGUCAAAUUCAUUUAAUGCUAGCAACACAACACAGCACAUAGUCCCCUACUUAAGGAUGGAUUAACUAACAAUUUUUCAUCUUUAUGAUGAUGUGAGAGAUGCAUUUGUAAGUUGUAGGAGCUCCUUGACCUAAGAUGGGGCUAUGUCCCAGUAAACCCAUGGUAAAGUCAGAAAAUCAUAAGUCAAACCAUUGUAAAUUGGGGACUAUCUGUCAUCAUGACUGUGUCAAUCUUGGACUCAUCGUUACAAGAAGUAGGCAAAGGAAAAUAGUCCUUUGUCCUGUUAUAUGUAAAUAUUGAAUGGGUAAUCAAAAAUUGGGUUUAACUCUAUUGUGAUUAUGAUAAACUUCAAAUAUAAAAUGAAAUAUGACAGUAAAUACUGUAUCAGUCACGAGAAAGAAUCCAAUUAAUUUCUAUAGAGAAAUGUUAACUGAUAAUGGAGUUAGCUAUUAAGAGGGAUAAAAGAACUCAUACAUUAGGACUGAAAGGGAGUACCCAAGGAAAGAACACCCUUGGAAGGAGUUCCCCUUCCUCGAGGUAAAUUUAGGCCUAUUUGAGAGGGUGUGGCUGCAGCCUACACAGUGAUGGAGAGGAUCCCUGGGCUGCCCUGGAACAGAGCUGGUGUAAAGUUGGUGGAUCGGGUCAUGUAGGCAGAGAACCUCAAACCUGGUAGGGUAUGAGCAAAACUUUUUGGACAGUAAGCCUCAGUAGGUAUUUGCAUUAGUCAGGGUUCUCCAGAGCAGCAGAACCACCAAAGCAGCAGAACCAUUAUAAAGAUCGGCUCAUGUGAUUAUUGACGACAAGUCCAGGAUCUGCAAUAUGAGCCAGAAGGCUGGAGACAUAGGAGAGCUGAUGGUACAGUUCUAGUCCAAAGGCAGUCUGUUGAGGAAUUCUCUCUUGCUUGGAAGGAGCUGGUCUUUUUGUUCUGUUCAGGCCUUCAACUGAUUGGAUGAAGCCCACCAACAUUAUGGAAGGCAAUCUGCUUUACUCAAAAUUCACUGAUUUAAAUGUCAAUCUCAUCCAAAAACACCCUCACGGAAACUCUCAGAAUAACAUUUGAUCAAAUAUCUGGGCACCCUGUGGCCCAGCCAAGUUGACAUAAAAUUAACCAUCCCAGUGUCCAAAAGCACCGCAGGCAGCUGUACCAUAGAAGAGGAGAAACAAGAAAACCCCCUUCCUCCUGCCGUGCUACUUAAGCAUGGUAACAUUUAAGUAGCACUGCAUGGUAAUGCUUAAGUAGAAUACCAUGUUUUGGAAAUGUAAGCUGAAAUAUUUAAAAGUGUCACAAUAUUUGUAAUUUACUUCAAACACUAAGCAAACAUGAAAACAUUUCAUAUUUGAAACUUGUUCCAAACUGACUUCUCCCUGCAUCCUAUCUGCUCUCUAAUUCUGGUUACAUAUAAAUAACUGCUGGAUUCAUCCUUCUAAAAAGCAAGACUCUGAUCUUGUCAUUCUUUGCUCAAUAAUGUAAUACCUCCCCAUUUCCUCCCAAAUAAAACUCCAACUCUCACUUGUGCAUACAAUACAUCCAUAAUCUGUAUCCAGCAUCACUUUGUAUUAGCCCAUUUUAUACACCAACUCCUUUAUGCCACAUCAGUUUUUUCUGAUAAAUGUACCUGCAUUUAAGCUUUUCCCCAUUUUGUUCCUUUUGCUGUGGAAGGGCUCCUUCAUCCCCAUAUCCUCAAAAGAUAUUCCCCUAGCAGUGGUUCUUAACCACAGGCAGUUUGGCCCUCCAGGGGACAUUUGGCAAUGUUUGGAGACUGUUAUCACAACUGGAAGGGAGAAUUGUUAAAUAUCCUACAAUGUGCAGGACAGCCCCCCCAUAAUAAAAAAUUACGUCACUCAAAAUGUCAAUAUCGCUGAGGUUAAGAAAUCUUGUCCUAUAGAUUGUUCCCUUAUCCUAGCAUAUAGAUGUUAACAUCUCUGCUCUAUAAAAAUCCCCACUGUAACUUUAAAUGUAUUUGACUCACCCAGUAUUCCAUUAUACCCUUAUUGUGUAUACUUUAUUCCCCUCACACCUUAUAAUCCUUUUAUUCAAAAAUUAU